Molecule: messenger RNA, 2891 nt
Organism: Centrocercus urophasianus (Greater sage-grouse)
Lineage: Eukaryota; Metazoa; Chordata; Aves; Galliformes; Phasianidae
Gene: TRAF1
Product: TNF receptor associated factor 1
Exons: 10
Coding region: 113-1912 (599 amino acids)
Biological process (GO): positive regulation of JNK cascade; tumor necrosis factor-mediated signaling pathway; regulation of canonical NF-kappaB signal transduction
Cellular component (GO): plasma membrane signaling receptor complex; cytoplasmic side of plasma membrane
Molecular function (GO): tumor necrosis factor receptor binding; ubiquitin protein ligase binding; zinc ion binding
Source: RefSeq, a predicted model, not a curated record
GUGCUCGAGGGAAAUUUUACAUCUGCACAGUAAUUUCCUGCAGGUCUCUCGUCAGACCUGCUGUGACAUUUAGUCAUGCACGUCAGCUGCACAUUCAGUCCAACAGAUCACUAUGACGACUGCACUGCUUCGGGGCUGUGCUGUGGCCUUGUGGUGCCGAUGUGCUCCCUCCCAAGGCAGUGAGCAGCACCCAUUUCUCUCCCCUGCUCUCCUCUUUGCCAGCAGCUCCCUUCAGAUGGCUGAGAAGGCAAGCAGCGGCCCGCAAGAUAUCCCCAGCUCUUCUCCUGAUGAAAACGAGUUUCCUUUCGGAUAUCCCACCAGCAUCUGUGAAGAUGUGCCCCAGCAGAAGUACCUGUGCAGCAACUGCAACAACGUUCUGAAGAAAGCCCUGCAGACGCUCUGCGGGCACAGAUACUGCUCUGCCUGCCUGUCCUGGAUUGUCCGGAACAAUAAAAAUCCAGUUUGCCAGAAAUGUAAAGAGGAGGAUCCCAGCACUCUGAGUGAAGGAAGCCUAUUGGCAGAGGAAAGGGCCUUUGGGGAUGCUGCCAUUAACAAGGAGAUUUCUGAGCUCAGAGUGCACUGUGUGACCCUUGGAUGCAGUUGGUGUGGUACCAUGAAAAACUUCGAAGAGCAUCAGAUUCUGUGUGAAUAUGCUUUGAUCCCUUGUCACACUGGCUGUGGGCACGUGGUGAUGAGGAAGAAACUUGCAGAUCAUUUGGAAAACGGAUGUGUGAAUAACAUGACCGUGUGUCACAAGUGUAAGCAGAGCUCAUCCAGCAGCGAGUACCAAAAACAUUCAUGUGAAGGCAAUUUAUAUAGAGAGCAGAAGCAUGUGCAAGCAGAAACACCAUCAAACGAAAAGCAGAACCAUUCUGGGCUCUCAGGCAGCACGGAUGGAUGUCGGUUUUCUGAGGUUGGCUGUUCCUUUGGGGGCAGCAAAGAGGUGAUAAAGGAGCAUGAAAAAGCUGCAGUUGGGACUCACAUGCUGCUUCUGCUGCAGUACGUAAAGCAACUGAAGGCAAACCUGAGCACUGCUUCCAAAGGUGCAAAUGGUUUCAUCCCACAGACAGAACUGAAUGUGAAUGGUGCAGAAAAAAGCAUCUCUGAUCUGUGCAUCCCAGGCAGUCUGCAAAUCAAUGGGGAUCUGGAAGCAGACUGUUUAACCAGAACUUCUGUUCCCAGAGAUGAAUCUAUCGUACAGCAGCUAGUGAGGGAGAAGGUGAUUUCUGAGCUUGAAAAUAAGCUACAUGUGUUUGAGAAUAUUGUGGCAGUGCUCAAUAAAGAAGUGGAGGCCUCCAACUUGGAAAUCACAGCGUUUCGGAGGCAGAGUGAACUUGAUCAAAAUAUAAUACGAGGCCUUGAACUGAAGAUUGCAGAGUUGCACUGCUGCCUGACCCAGAAGGACGCAGGCCUGAGCAGGCUCCAUAAGAGCCUUCUGUUCUCUGAGCAAACUUCCUACGAUGGGGUCUUUUUGUGGAAGAUCACAGAUGUUAGCCAGAAGCUACAGGACUCAGUGACGGGCAGAGCAGUCAGUCUGUACUCACCAGCGUUCUACACUGCAAAGUAUGGCUACAAGGUGUGCCUGAGGAUUUAUCUGAAUGGGGAUGGGAUGGGAAAAGGAACCCACAUAUCCCUCUUCUUUGUUGUCAUGAAAGGAGACUACGAUGCUCUGCUCCCGUGGCCUUUCAGGCACAAGGUUACAUUUAUGUUGCUGGACCAAAACAACAGAGAGCACAUUAUUGAUGCAUUCCGCCCAGACUUGGCUUCUGCUUCCUUUCAGAGACCUGUGCACGACAUGAAUGUUGCCAGCGGCUGUCCCACCUUCCUCCCUCUGACCAAACUGCAGUCCCCAAAGCACGCCUAUGUGAAAGAAGAUACACUUUUCCUUAAAUGCAUCAUAGAUACAAAUUAGUAACUUCUGAAACGUCAGUGUCUGGUAAAUCACCCACUGCAAUUCAUUUGUUUGCAAGAAAAGAAACAUCAGUUUGAGGCAUUGCAUUGGUCUGGAGAGCUGGGCCUGCAUUCCCCUGCACUGGCUGGGACCAGCUGGGUCUGCCUGCUCGCUGUGGUUGCUGCUGGUGUGCAAACACAUUGCCCACACAGAGCAUGCUAUUGCACGUGGGGGCUGUGAUUAUGUCACUGUCCAGCCCAAACUCUGCUUUAGAUGUAGAUCACAGCUGCUCCCCUUUGCAUGCACAGGUGGGUCGAGGGGAGCUCCUUCCCCACAUUGCCCAGGUGUGCUGUUCUGGCAGGGCACCCUGGGGCUGAGGGCGGUGUGCUGCAGGGCUGCAGGGCUCUGCACACCCUUGGGAGCAGCAAGGAGUGCUGCUUCCUCUCCCACCAUUCCCAGGUUUGAUGUACUUGUUGUGCUGCCUGCACUGUGGGACUUGUGCUGCUCCCCAGCAGGGAUUGGGCAGGUCCCCUCCCAUAGGCUCUGGGUGGGUGUCUGUGCUUUUUGAGGACCCUGAAAGCUGUGAGCUGUGGGUAGCACUGGCAGCUUCAAAUCCUUAUACUGGAUGAUUUAUUUCUUGCUAUUUAUGUACCUGUAUUUAUGUGCUCUGUACGGAGAUGCUCUGCUGCAUUAGGAAUGAAACCAGGUUACACUGUGCCUGGGGAAAGUUGCCUCUGGUGUUUCCAAAAGUGGCACUCUGACUUUCCCACCUCAGCUGUGGGGGUUAACAGCAGGCAGGGCCAGGCUGGCAGCUCAGCAGUGGGAAGGAGCCCUGGGGGGCUUAAAGUGCUCCCUCACUUCUGAAGCUUUGAGGCAAGCGACUUAUUAGGAAAUAUUGAUCUUUUAUGUGCUUCACAUGCUAACAUAGAAGUACCUGCUAGAAAUGUUUUUCUUUAAGAGGCGAGGAAUGAAUAAAAGUUAUUUUUACAAUCAAGUUAAA